GCCAGUCAGACGCCAGCAGAGUCAGACUGGAGCGAGCCCCCUCUGCUUGAGCUGCUUCGUCCUCUAACGGCACCUCUGUGAACUUUCCAGACAAGCAGAGAGACAGAAGCGGAGCAGACCUGGAGGAUCAACCGGUGUUAACACAGAAGAUACAGCUGGUGGACUGGUGAACUAUUACUCAUAUCUGGAUAACAAGUGACUUACUGUAGCCACCGUGUCCCGUGGAGCCAACUCACUGAGCGCCAGAUCUCCCGCUGCAGAUCUUGAAGUUGCAACGCUAUACCAGAGCUUUCUCCAAGGCGGCCCCUGAGCUUCACUAAGUGAUGUACCAAAGCAACAUGUAGUGGACAUUAUGAUCAUGGAAUAGUCGAGGCCAGCGCCAGUUCUCCCUUUAACCCUGUCACCCGAACCCUGAGCUGGUGCUGUGACUGUUUUUCACAGAGGUUUGUUGGAGUUUAGAAACGCACCAUUGUUACUCUAUGUGGUCAGCUGAAGUUUGUCUGUUUGGAAUAUGUUGACACUCAUGACUGUUCCCUAUGAUCAAGUCUUUUUUGGUUUUCUGUAAGUAAUCGAAUAAGAUUCUAUCCCUGCACUUGACUUGAAAGCUUGUGUAAAAAAGUGACUGUCAGAGCUUUUCUGUGUAACAUGACUGCUCAAUGGGACUGCAUUUGGAAGUGUGAUUUUGGACCUGAAGAGUUGCCAUCCUGUUCAUGUGCUGUUCCCAUUAUUUUGUGCAGCAGCUGCAGUUCCACUGCAGCCUGUCUGUGCUCAGUGUGUGUAUCAGUGUGGGUUAUUCACAGUGCUGCUAUGCAGACUGACUGGAGCCAGGCUCAGACAGCUCCACUGUAACCCUGAUUCUGAGGCACAGGCCUGGACUGCUCACACAGAAAGAAACCUUUACAGCUGAGGAAAAGCUUUCUGCAAGUCUCGAUCCAGUGGGACGACAUAUGGGGAAUAGCAGAUGUUACAAAGUUCUGUGUACUAAUGUGGAUUAUUCAGGAUGCUGCUAUGCAGACAGAGUGGAGCCACAGAAAACCUGCUGGUAAAGUUAAAGUAACACAUGGCUGUGCAGCUUCUGUCAGUGCAAUUGAACAGUUUGUGUUACACAGUUGGCAGCUGAAGGCCUGGCAGGAAGGUACGGUCUUUGCAGGAUUUAGAGUGUAUUAUAGAACAAAAUUCAUACCAGUUAAGUGUGUGUACAUUAUAAACUAGAAAGUUUGACAUAGACUGGGACCAAAAGUUGUGCCUAAAACACAAAAGUCCCCUUUGACUUUUUUACUGUAAUGCUUCCAGUAAUUCUUCCGGCAGGUGAACCUUUAGAAAGAUGACACUCAGUCUUAUAUAGUGAGGGAAACUUUUUGGAAUUGAAACAUUUUUUUAGACCUCACAGUUGAUAUAAGUAGUUCUGUUUCACUUCCAUUUUGCAGUUGAAAUUAGAUUUAUUGUUGAAGUUCAUUUCACUUAAACUGUUUAGUUACACUAAUCGUUGGAAAAUGAAGAAUCCUCAUCCACUGAGUAAUAAGUGGAAUAGAUCCCUUAACAAAGACCCAGUACUGAUCUCUGUGCCAGGCACGAACAAGAAGUUCAAGAGGAAGUCUCGUGAGCCUAAAAGGCUUUUCAGCGGACCUGAGCCUGAGAGGAUGAAAACCUACCCAGUGGACAUGUCUGAUGUGGACUCAGUAGAUGACAGUCAGACGGAGACAAGUAAUGUCCGCAGGCUGGCUCCACUGCAGAGACAGCUGCUGAUUGCACAGGAGGCGAAAGCUAGUACUGCAGGGAUCCUGUCAGGACUACCAGAGGGUAACAUGGCUCCAGCUCAGACUGGUGCCAUAGACAUGAGAAUUGGUAUUAACGUGCCAGCUAUCACUUCCAAACUGUCCCAGUUACCUGCCUCUCCAUUCUCUAAUCCGGAGAUCUCCCACUGGCCCACAGCUAUCUCCCAGCCUCUGUCCAACAGACUCAAACUGGGUCUUCGCUCCACUUUCCCUCUGUCAACAUCAGUCAGCAGCAGCCACAGCCACUCACCCAACCACCAGGCCUUCUCCAUGGAGCCCUCUCUGUCAGGUCAAGCUGCAGCUCUGCCUGUCCCCAGAACUUCCCAGACCUCUCAGUGUCACGAACAUGUGGAGCCCCAGGUCCAGUCACCUAAGGAGUCUCCUAGGAAGCGGGUUGGGGUGAUUGCUGAUGGACCUGGGCGUCUUCCAGAGGUCAAAGCCAUACAGCAGACCAGGAGGCUUCUAGCCAAUGCUAGGGAGAGGACCCGUGUCCACACCAUCAGUGCUGCGUUUGAGGCCCUGAGGAAGCAGGUGCCAUGUUACUCCUAUGGGCAGAAGCUAUCGAAGCUGGCUAUAUUACGUAUUGCCUGCAACUACAUCCUGUCUCUGGCUCAGUUGGCUGAGCUGGACUACAGUUCAGACCACAGCAGUCUGAGCUUCUCUCAGUGUGUGGAACAGUGUACCAGGACCCUGCAGGCUGAGGGCAGAAGCAAGAAGAGGAAGGUUGGGAGGAUGCCAGAAGAUGUGUGAUGUUUUGAGACUACUGUUACCAGAAUCUUCUCUUCUUGCAUCAGCAGGGUGCAUCACUGCAUGAUCACACAACCAGCCUUAGGCUCAACUCAUCUGUUGUAUUGGGUUGAACAAAUAAGGAUUAAAGUGCAAGAUCCAUUUGUGUGGAGAACAAUAAAGUUCACUACAGUAACAAAUGAUAAGCAAAAAAGCCACAUUAUGUAAACACCCGAAUGCAAUCAAGGUUUACAUAAAAACAUGGCUAAUAAUGUUUUUGCUUUCAUUAUGCCCCUACUUGGAUGGAACUGGCAUCUAGUGAUGAUGAUGGUGAAUACAAUGACGAUGACAAAUAUUUGUAGACUGUAUUUUUAAAACAGAAUGGAAAAUUCUUUCUGACAUUUGAACUUAUCUAACACUUUAAGUAUUAUUUUUUCAAUAAAUAAAUAAGUUAGAGUUGACAGUGUUUACAUAAAGCAACACUUCGUACACUGAAUGUUUUGAUGUUAAUCUUAUGAUUUUGUUACUAUGUUGUAUAUAACUUUAAGAAAUAUUAGUUAGCGUCUUGUUUCCUGAUACUAAUUCAAAAUUAACUGUGAACCUUUAAGUUCCAAAGGUGUGCUCAGACUGAACACCAUAGUCCCACUAAUUUGACUGUUGAAUUGUUUUUGCAGUCCAUUUUUAUAAGUACUGACUGCACAGAUGUUAGCUAAAAGCAACAUACACAUAUUAACACUUGCCAGUAACUUUCUGUGAUUUUCCUACAUACAUCUCUGCUUUUUUCUGCUCAACAUACGUCACGAUGUGGAGCCAUAAAGCCAUUGGAUAAGUAUAAAUUUUAUGCUCAAAUUCAAAGAAUUGCACUUCACACAGAUGUUUUUGCCUUAAUUUGUGCCGUUAGAAGAGAAUUUUGGGGCUCUCACGUCUUUCCAUUGGCUUUAUUUGCAAUCACACAGCUUUUAAAAUUUGCUUUGCCUUCAGUCUGAACACACUUUAAGGGUCAAGCCCCAUUGGAAAUGAGCAAAUUGUUCAACACCACCUCUGUCACAUCUAGCAAGUAGCUUGUUUUAUACCAGUCAUGGUGUAAAUAGGCAACCCAUAUGGAAAGAAAAAAUGGCCAUAAAGAUUUCAGAUCCAAAAAAAUAAAUUCUAAUGUUCUUAUUAAACAUCUGGUAAAGACUCCAUCAUUAUGUGAAAUCACCGUGGAGCUCAGUUUUUCUUCAUUUGCGUAAAGUUAAGCCGCCUGCUAUCCAAUAAUGCUUCGAGAGGUGAUUCACUUGCAUUCCCACAUACAGCUUUACUUUGCAGCUCACAGCGUUUAGUGGGCUACACUGAUGAUAAACGGUGUUAGAUGAUGAAUGUACAGUACAUAAAAUCUGAUACACAAACAUAAAUAAAAAUACUUUGACCUGUUUUCAUUUAAAUAUUUUUCAGACUAAAAGCAAAAUGUAUGAAUCACCUAAUUAGAUUAUCUUGUUUAAAUGAUCGCUUAACCCACAUUAAAAAAUGACAUUUUCUCAUGCAGAUAGUUUUGGGUUUUAUUUUUCCAAGCUUUGAGACAUCUGUGUCUGAGAUUUCUGCAUCCACCCAAAUGAAAUGACAUUCAUCUCCAUGUUAUUGGGGUGGCAGGGUUUGAGUGGUACACAACUCAAAAUCUCAGCAAAAAAAUCUGAACCUAUCUGGUUCCGCUUAUCCUUGAACCGAUUACACUGUAAAUCCAGAUAUAAGAUCCUAUGAGGUGAACCAUGGACCUGCCACUUAUAUUUGUCUCCAGUCAUCUAAGGGAGGGGGUGGAUCAGUCAGCUAUAUGAUAACUCUGUGAUGUGAGAUACAGUACAAGUACGUUCAGGCUUGUCAUGUCUACAUAAAGUGAUGCUGUGAAGCCACACACAUCAGGUAAACCCAAACAGAAUAUUGUCAACUGAAGCACAGUGCAGGAGUGUUCAGCAUUGACUAUAGCAGGUAUAAUCUGACAAUGUGGUAUUGCAGGUAAAUUAUCGUAUAUGUUAAAGGAAAGAAAAGAGGUGUCAACUGGUGUUUUUGGUGGGAAAAAUUUAUUUUCAUGUGAAUUACUGUAAAUGCGGUGCAGUUACAGCCAUUAUGUGUACUGUAUGAUGUAAGUAAUUGACAGGUGGAAAUGGUGGAAUAGUAAUCAGCUAAGUUAUUUAAUAGGUUGUGUAUUCUGUGUAGAGACAUCAUACUUUGUAUGAAGCCUACUGCAGAAGCAAAUCAGCAGCCUGUAUUUCUUUCUCUCCUCAAACAUUAUCUGGCUCAAAGAAUGACAGCAUACUUGAGUGAAAAUUUCAUCAACACAAGGCUGGGAUACGAGGGUUCUCAGGAUGUCUGGAACACGCAAAAAUCAUUUGUCACCAAAUACAAACCGUCAAGAGGGAAAGCAAAGACCUUCAUGUGGUGUUCUUGGACUUGGCCAAUGCCUUUGGUUUAACACAUGAGAUGCUCUGGACAGCCUUCAACUCCUUCCAGGUCCCAAAAUGUAUCACACAACAUGACAAAUCCUAUUUGCUGGAUCUCCAGCUCUGCAAUUCAGUGAAAGAAUACACCACCACUUGUCAGCAUCUGGAAAUAGGCAUUAUGGCAGGAUGUACAAUCUCUCCUCUGGCCUUCACCAUGGCAAUCGACCUCAUCAUUAAACACUGGGUCAUAGGAGGAGGAGUUCUUAAGAGUGGGGUCCGGCUUCCCCCAACUAGAGAAUACAUUGAUGACAAUUUGGAGGACACCAUAUGUCCUCCAAACAACCUAAAAAUCUGAUUUGGAUAGGAUCCAAAAUGUCCCUUAUAUGCAAGUCCAACAACCCUCAAACAUACAGUAUACUGGUCAGCAAAAACACCAGUCUAACACAAGGAAGGUAUACAAUACUUGGCGUCACAACCAAGUGCUGAUGUACCUGGCCUGUGAGCUUGAAGGUGUGAGAACAACAUCCAGUGCAUUGCCUCUGAAUGCCCAUACAACCCUCCAACACCCUUCAUCUGUGAAGGAGAGAAAUUCUGAUAACUGCUUCACUUCCAUACAUAAGCCUAAUUAAUGCAGCUAGGGACUGGUAUAUGCUUUUUCCUCUAGGUCAAAGACUCCCACCAGAGAUUUUAUAGAUCCAACCUGAGACAAGACUUGGUUCUCUGGUACUCAGUACUAGGUAAAUCUAGUAUUAAAACUAAGUCAGUCUAUUCCAACAGUCCUGUAGUAGAUUUUUCUUGAUGAAGGUUAGAAUGUUCAGUUUGUGUUUAAUCUGUUUUAAAGAGGCAUUGAUUCAAUUUCAUAGUCAUCUUGGAGGAUGUUUGUGUUGCUGUUUAACUGUAUUUCAUUAUACUGACAGACGUUUCUAUUAUGUUGUUCAUCCAAUGUUAGGGUAGACGGGAUGCAAAAUAAUAAAAAAACUUAUCUGUGUGUGUAUGAAUUUUUGAUUAUUUGUUGAU
Messenger RNA from Xiphias gladius (swordfish), 5932 nucleotides. RefSeq names its product atonal bHLH transcription factor 8 (gene atoh8). Lineage: Eukaryota; Metazoa; Chordata; Actinopteri; Istiophoriformes; Xiphiidae. The transcript is spliced from 4 exons. Gene Ontology annotation, molecular function: DNA-binding transcription factor activity; protein dimerization activity. The record is from RefSeq and is a predicted model, not a curated record. Bases 1494 to 2525 code for a protein of 343 amino acids.